GUGUCUAGCUCGCGCCGCAAGUCGCGGAAGGCUCAUUUCGAUGCCCCGAGCAGCGUGCGCCGCGUCAUUAUGUCGGCGCCGCUGAGCAAGGAGCUCCGCGAGAAGCACGGUGUGCGAAGCAUCCCCGUUCGCAAGGACGACGAGAUCAUGAUCACCCGUGGAACGCACAAGGGUCGAGAGGGCAAGGUCACUUCCGUCUACCGCUUGAAAUACGCCCUUCACAUUAACGGAGUUGUCCGGGAGAAGAGCAACGGCCAGUCCGUCCCCAUCCCCAUCGCUGCCUCGAAGGUCGUCAUCACAAAGCUCAAGCUCGAUAAGGAUCGUGAGAGCAUUCUGGAGCGGAUAAGCAAGGGUCGCGAAGCGGCGAAG
Messenger RNA from Westerdykella ornata, 369 nucleotides. Its product is annotated as ribosomal protein L24. Gene Ontology annotation, cellular component: cytosolic large ribosomal subunit. The record is from RefSeq and is a predicted model, not a curated record. The transcript has 7 exons. Gene Ontology annotation, molecular function: structural constituent of ribosome; RNA binding. Gene Ontology annotation, biological process: cytoplasmic translation; ribosomal large subunit biogenesis. The annotation marks the transcript as partial. NCBI's taxonomy places the organism in Eukaryota, Fungi, Ascomycota, Dothideomycetes, Pleosporales, Sporormiaceae.